AUGAAAAGAUAUCUUUUAAAUACUUUAAUUUCAUUUUUAUUCUUAUUCAUUGUCAUUGAAUCAUCAAAGGCUGAUGAUAUUAUAAAUGUAAAUUUAUUAUUUGGUCAAACUCAUUUACUUCCAGCUGAAGGAUUAAAAUGGACAGUUUCCGGUAAAAACUACACCUAUCAUCUUGUAGGUGGUAGAAAAACAUUGGUUCUUGUCGAUUUUGGUAGUAAUGUCAAGGUAUCCAAUCCAAAACUUGUCUUUAAUCUGCCCUCUGCCACCGCUGAUCAAAGUGGAAGUCACUCAAUUGUCGGUACGAUUGCUUUAAACGACCCAUCUCAUCUCCCAAAGACCGAAGCCAACGGAACUGCCUUUUCGACCACCCAUUACAGUGCCAUUGCCAAUGAGGAAUGGAUCCAACCAGGUCUCAUUGUAGUAGCUUACCCAGAUGAUACCAAUGACAAGGUCAAGAGCCAAGAUGUAAGCGUUCGAGUCGGUGAGACAGUCGACAUGCUAUUCAAGAUUGUUCCAUUCUUUCUCUUUGGUGCCACUCCAAACAAUACCAACUUUCCAGGGAUUGGUACGAUCCCUGACAUGUUCGUAACAGAACUUCAACAAAGAUGGCCUGUCUCAAAGCUCACAUCCAAGACUCAUCCAGUUGGUAUGGUUCAAUGGCCAUACAUGAUCAUUGGUCCACGCAACAAUGGUCCACCCUAUCGUGUAAACAACACCAGCCAGAUGAAGGAGGGCUACGCAGUCAUGUCUUCCAUUCUCACCUUUCUUGGUGGCCUCCGAACAGUCAAUGGUGGAAAUGCUGAAAAGAUUCAACUCUACACCCCCAUCAUUGCAUUCAACAAUCGUGGUGUCUUUGCCAACACUGGUGGAGGACUGGGUGGUGGUAUGUCUGGUUCAGGUGAUCAUCUAUAUUCCUUUAUUUUCGUUCAUGAACAGGGUCAUGCUUUUGGUCUACCUCAUGCAGGUGAAGCUUAUAAUGCUGGUAAAUUUCCAUACGUAAAUGGAUCUUUACUUGGAUCUCAGUGGGGAUUUGAUAUAAACCACAUGGAAUUACUUCCACCAUGGUUACCAAUAGGCAGCAAAUGCAAAACGGAUCAUCUUCGAGAUCCGAGUGACCAAAGUCAUUGUAUGAAACAAAGUAUUAUGCAAGGUGGUGCUGGUGACAGACCAAGUAACUACAUUUAUUCAAUGUUUGCAGACUUUGAAAUGUCAACCAUGCAGUCGUACUUUGAAGGAUCAACCACAAUCAGAAAUGGCAAACAUGAAAGCAGGGGAGGUGCUCUCAUCUACAGAGAAUCUGACAAAACCUACCAAAGUUGGGAUUCAAUCGAUGGUAAAUUCUACCCAUUCAAAGUAGUCAAUGAUACUAAUGGCCAAACGUCUCUAGACAGUGGAACACCAAUCGAAAGGGGGGUGCCAGUACAUACGAUUGUGAUUACCUACAGUCAUGCCAAUGUUAGCGAUGUCUCUCAAAUCUACCCAUAUCUCUCGUACACUGGAAAUAUUAUUAGAACGAUUGAUCCAACCAAUCCAACACAUCUCCUAGACAUUCAACCUUCAAAAGGACCAAUCAAAUGGUUUUGUUUAAAUAGUGGAUGUGACUUUACCAUUCGGGUAACCUUUUCAGAUGGAUCCCAACAACACAUUCUUCAACGUUGUGGUGUUCGUCCAUUUGCAAAGCCAAGUGAUCCUCAACAUGUUGAUGCAACCAACCCACUCAGUUCAAAGGGCUACUUUAUCUUUUUCGCCAAUGUUCGUACAGACAACAAGUCAAUCAAAAGCACUGAAUUACUUUGGACUCCCUUUGGAUUCAAUGGUUUAUCAUCAAACCCAACAGUUUUAAUAUCUAAAUAUAAUUAA
Cavenderia fasciculata is the source of this 1860-nucleotide messenger RNA. RefSeq lists its product as uncharacterized. The record is from RefSeq and is a predicted model, not a curated record. NCBI's taxonomy places the organism in Eukaryota, Evosea, Eumycetozoa, Acytosteliales, Cavenderiaceae. Bases 1 to 1860 code for a protein of 619 amino acids. Gene Ontology annotation, molecular function: metalloendopeptidase activity. The transcript is spliced from 2 exons.